UAGUAUUGGCAUCGUUAUGACAAGUCUCUUGGCAGCUUCCUAACUAUUGCCUUUUUUAUACGUUUUACACGAGUUUUUUAAUAUCAGUGUCUAGAAAAUAGGUAGUGUACGUGUAUAUGUGUAUUAUGAUGUAACGGCAGCGCGGUGAGGUGUCGGAAAAAUCGUCGUAAACUCGGGCGGACCUAACCACAUUCCGAGAGUCUGAAAAGCGACAUACAGGUGCGUACCGACAGAGGCAUCCCACGGAGGGAUGUUUGAAGUAUCCGAGCAGUAACGACCGAUACACGUGGCACGCUGCUGUGGUGUUAAGUGUGCAGUGAUCACGGGUGACCGAGGGAAGGCGGGAAAGAAGGUGGUCAAUAUGACUCCUAUCUUCCUCGUCGUGUUGCUGGCGAUUGACCCGAUUAUCGCGCAGAAUACUGGUCCGCCGACGAUCCUGGUGAAGCCGCAGUCGCAGCAGGUGAAGGCAGGUGGAAUAGCGAGUUUCUACUGCACUGCGGAAGGAGCACCGCCGCCGCAGAUACACUGGCGAAAGAACGGCAAGAGAAUUUCACAAUCCCAGUCUCGCUACGGGGUGCACCAGUAUGAAAAUGGUGCUUUACUGCGGAUCGAACCUGUCAAGCCAGGACGCGAUAAUACCGUCUACGAGUGCGUAGCUGAGAACGGAGUCGGUGACGCUGUUUCGGCCGAGGCGACACUCACCGGUUACGAAGCGGAGAAUCUACCGAUGGGUUUUCCAAUGAUAACUCAAGCGCCGACGACGAAGGUAGUCGAGAUUGGCCACAACGCGGUUCUUCUUUGCACGGCAGUCGGAUCCCCGACGCCCAUCAUCUCCUGGGUGCGAGAUAUGCUACCUAUCGACACGUCAAAUCCACGAUACACGGUCCUGGAUUCCGGUGCUUUACAGAUCACUGAGUCCGUGGUAAACGAUCAAGGCAAAUACGAAUGUGUCGCUAAUAAUUCCGUAGGUACAGAGUACUCAAAAUCAACCACAUUGUACGUUAAAGUACGUCGCGUUACACCGAGCUUUUCAAUUCGUCCUAUGGUGUCGUACGACGUAAUGAUGGGCGGAUCGUUAAAUAUCACUUGCGUCGCGGUGGGUGCACCAAUGCCUCGUGUGAAAUGGAGAAAGGAUCCCGCGACCGAUUUGACGCCGGAAGACAACGUGCCUGUUGGCAAAAACGUCUUACAACUGACCGACAUCAAGGAGUCCGCCAAUUACACGUGCAUAGCCUCCAGUGAUCUUGGCGUAAUUGACACGACCACGAUGGUGAAGGUUCAAUCUCUUCCUGGCCCGCCGGAGAAUGUUCAAGCGUCGGAUAUCACUGCGACGUCGGUGAAGUUGAGCUGGUCCUACAAAAGACCGGAUGAUCUGCAGUACUAUGUAAUUCAGCAUAAACCGAAGCAUGUGAACCAGGCAUUUGCCGAGAUAUCCGGUAUCACGACAAUGUAUUACCAUGUUAGGAGCCUCAGUCCGUAUACGGAGUAUGAGCUCUACGUGAUAGCCGUGAACAACAUCGGGCGUGGUCCCCCAAGUACCCCGGUGAUAGUCACCACUGGUGAAACAAAACCCGGUACAGCGCCGCGAAAGGUUCAAGUUCGACCAUUGAGCUCCAGCACAAUGGUCAUACAGUGGGACGAGCCGGAAACUCCAAACGGUCAAGUGACGGGAUACAAAGUGUAUUACACAACGGAUUCGAAUCAACCGAUGGCAUCGUGGCAAUAUCAAAUGGUUGAUAACAGCCAGCUGACAACCAUCUCGGAGCUGACGCCGCAUACUAUCUAUACCAUAAGAGUCCAGGCACUCACGAGCGUCGGUCCUGGACCUCUCAGUAUGCCAGUGCAAAUCAAAACGCAACAAGGGGUACCGAGUCAGCCCGAAAUGUUAACGGCAGUCGAGAUCGGGGAGACCAAAGUAACGCUCCAAUGGAGCAAACCCGCUCAUAGCGCUGAGAAUAUUCUCAGCUAUGAGCUGUACUGGAAUGACACUUACGCGAAGGAGAAGCAUCAUCGCAGAAUACCGGUUACCGAGAACUACACACUGACGGGACUGUAUCCGAAUACACUGUACUACGUUUGGCUGGCCGCGAGGAGUCAAAGGGGGGAGGGUGCCACGACGAUACCGUAUCCGGUUCGCACAAAACAGUACGUCCCCGGGGCUCCGCCUCGCAAUGUAACCGGCAAAGCGAUCAGCCCAACCUCUAUAUUGGUAACGUGGGAACCACCGAUCGCUGAACGUUCCAACGGGAGGAUCGCCUACUACAGACUGCAAGUCGUCGAGAGCGGUCGCUCUGACUCCGAGGCGAGGAAUAUCAAACUGAAUGACACGCGUUUCGUGUUGGACGAGCUCAAAAAGUGGACCGAGUAUCGGAUCUGGGUACUGGCUGGGACCAGAGUAGGUGACGGACCCCCGAGUUAUCCUAUCUCGGUCAGAACUCACGAGGACGUGCCAGGGGAUCCUCAGGACGUCAAAGUCACGCCGAUCAACUCGACGGCAAUACACGUCGAGUGGAAGCCGCCAAAAGCAAAAGAUCAGAACGGCGUUAUACGAGGAUACCACAUACACGUGCAAGAAGUGAGGGAGGAGGGGAAAGAUCUACUGAAUGAACCAAUACGUCGAGACGUGCACGAGGACGGCGUGCUAGAGGUGAACAUUACCGGACUACAACCGGAUACGAGAUACUCGGUGCAAGUAGCGGCGCUAACAAGAAAAGGAGACGGAGACCGUUCGGUACCGAUUCACGUUAGGACACCAGGCGGAGUACCGAAUAGGCCGCAAGUUAACGUGAAGGUACUAAACAGAGGCCCGGAUGUCUUGGAACUCGAAUGGGCCCAACCCACUCAAACCUAUGGCACUCUGCUAGGAUAUCGUAUUCGAUAUGGUAUAAAGAAUCAAACGCUCAAGGAGGAAUUUAUCGAGGGCACGCGUCAGCAUACAUAUAAAAUCACAGAUCUCGGAGAACAAGGCGUUGAUUACGAGUUUAGAGUAGCGGGUAAAAAUGACAUCGGCUUUGGCCAGGAGACCGUGCGAUACUGGUUCAGCCCGGAAGGCGAACCCACGGGGCCACCGACGAACUUAUCGUACUUCUUUCAAACUCCCGACACUGUGUGCGUUACUUGGGAUAAACCCCUUCGACAGCAUAGAAACGGCCAAAUUAUCGGCUACGAUGUACAGUUCAACAAAAAGAACGAUCAUUCUAGCACUAUAGAUAGGAACACGACCAAGACGAGAGCGGUAUUUACCAAUCUGGAGGAGAACACAGAAUACGUCUUUCAUGUACGAGCGCAUACGUCGCAAGGUAGCGGUCCAUAUUCGGAGAAAAUUACGAUAAUGACGGAAAAGGACAUUGGCCGAGCUCCGAUGUCCGUAAGAGCAGUGGCCACGUCGGAUUCCAGUGUAGAGGUGUGGUGGGAACCAGUCCCCAAUAGAGGAAAGAUCGUCGGUUAUCAGAUUUUCUAUACGACGACCGCUGUGGAAGAUCUGGACGAGUGGAAGCAGAAGAGCGUCGGCUUGACAGAAUCGGCGGAUCUAAUUAAUCUGGAAAAAUUCACUCAAUACGCUAUAACGGUAGCUGCGCGCUACAAGACCGGUCUGGGACGGCUCAGUGAGAAGGUCACAGUGAAGGUAAAACCGGAAGAUGUUCCGUUAAAUCUUAGAGCGCCAGACUCAUCGACACACUCGAUGACUCUGUCCUGGACUCCGCCCAUAAGACUGACCCCGGUGAAGUACAAAGUCUCAUUUGACGCUGUUAAAGAGUUCGUAGAUUCUCAGGGUAUAACACAAACACAGAUCGUUCCUCGCAGGCAAAUAUUAUUGGAUACUUUAACAACGACCACGACGAUAAACGAGUUACAACCGUUUACGACAUAUAACGUCAACGUGAGCGCUAUACCACGCGACGGUCAAUAUAGACCACCGGCAAAAAUUACGGUCACCACACAGAUGGCUGCACCUAAACCGAUGGUGAAGCCAGACUUCUACGGCGUGGUUAAUGGCGAAGAGAUUCAAGUUAUUCUGCCGCAAGCUUCCGAAGAAUACGGCCCGAUUUCGCACUAUUAUUUGAUAGUCGUUCCCGAAGACAAGAGUACCGCCGAUAAACAACCGGAUGAGUUGACCGAGGAUAUGAUUACCGGAAAAGGUGCCAAACAAGAGAGGGAAAACGCGCCUUAUAUCGCAGCUAAGUUUCCACAUAGAGACAUUCCCUAUACGUUUCAUUUAGGCAGCGGAGACAUCUACGAGGGAUACGAAAAUCGGAAACUCGCAAAAAAUAAACGCUAUAGAAUAUUUGUACGUGCCGUAGUCGAUACUCCACGAAAGCAUCUGUAUACCUCGUCACCAUUUUCCGAAUAUUUAUCUUUGGACAUGAGAGAAGUGCCUCCCGGCGAACCACCACGUCGACCAAAUCCCAAUACUCCUCCAGAUGGAAAUCCGGAAGUUUCAGUAAAAACUAGUGGUCAAGAGCCAGGUAUGGUAUGGGUCGUUGGUCCCAUAAUCGCAGCAUUGAUGGUCAGCGUUUGCCUUGUUCUUCUAUUUGUUAUUAAAAAACGAAGACAACCGUGCAAAGCGCCAGAUCAAGCAGCCGUUACACGACCGCUCAUGGCAGCAGAUAUAAGUUCUAAUCACGCGCCGUCGGAUCCGGUAGAAAUGCGACGAUUGAAUUUCCAAACUCCAGGCAUGAUCUCACACCCGCCGAUUCCAAUCAGCGAACUGGGCAAUCAUAUCGAGCGCCUGAAAGCGAAUGACAAUCUUAAGUUCAGUCAAGAGUACGAAUCGAUAGAGCCUGGUCAACAAUUCACGUGGGACCAUUCCAAUAUGGAAGUCAACGCGUCGAAGAAUCGUUACGCCAACGUGAUCGCAUACGACCAUUCGCGGGUUAUUCUCCAAACUGUCGAUGGUAUGCCGGGUUCGGAUUAUAUCAAUGCCAAUUAUUGCGAUGGAUAUAGAAAGCAAAAUGCAUAUGUGGCCACGCAAGGACCUCUACAGGAGACAUUCGGGGACUUUUGGCGUAUGUGUUGGGAAUUGCGAACUAGCACGAUCGUGAUGAUGACAAAAUUAGAGAGAACAAGGAUUAAAUGCGAUCAAUACUGGCCCACUAGGGGCUCCGAAACUUAUGGACAAAUGACCGUAACCAUCAGCGAUAUUCAAGAAUUGGCAACCUACUGUAUCCGCACGUUUCAGGUUUGUCGAGCAGGUUAUUCUGAGCGACGCGAGAUAAAACAGCUGCAAUUCACAGCCUGGCCCGAUCACGGCGUGCCGGAACAUCCCGCACCGUUUUUGCAAUUCUUACGCAGAGUCAGAUCACUUAAUGUACCCGAUAGCGGACCGUUAGUAGUGCAUUGCAGCGCCGGCGUAGGAAGAACUGGUUGUUUCAUCGUAAUAGACUCGAUGUUAGAAAGGAUUAAGCAUGAGAAAAUGAUCGAUAUUUAUGGCCACGUUACAUGUUUACGAGCUCAGAGAAAUUACAUGGUCCAAACCGAAGAUCAAUACAUUUUCAUUCACGAUGCUUUGCUCGAAGCAGUGAUUUGCGGCAAUACGGAGGUACCGGCCAGAAAUCUGCAUUCUCACAUUCAGAAACUCAUGCAGCCUGAGAUCGACAAUAUAACUGGAAUGGAAUUGGAAUUCAAGAAACUUUCCAACAUCAAGGCCGACUCGACCAGAUUUAUAUCCGCGAAUCUACCAUGCAACAAGCACAAAAAUCGAUUGGUCCACAUUCUGCCUUACGAGUGUACUAGAGUAUGCCUGCAGCCACAACGCAACAUCGAGGGAUCCGAUUAUAUAAAUGCGAGCUUGAUUGACGGAUAUCGCUAUCGAGGAGCUUACAUAGCCACACAAGGUCCUCUAUGCGAUACUACCGAUGAUUUCUGGCGUAUGCUAUGGGAGCACAAUUCUACGAUCGUCGUCAUGCUGACGAAAUUGAAAGAGAUGGGCAGAGAAAAAUGUCACCAGUACUGGCCGUCCGACCGAUCUAUUCGUUAUCAGUGUUUUGUCGUGGAUCCGAUCGCGGAAUAUAAUAUGCCGCAAUAUAUUUUGCGAGAAUUCAAGGUGACGGAUGCGCGUGAUGGUGCCAGCCGUACGGUCAGGCAAUUCCAAUUCAUCGACUGGCCAGAACAAGGAGUCCCGAAAUCUGGUGAUGGUUUUAUCGACUUUAUCGGUCAGGUUCAUAAAACGAAGGAACAGUUCGGUCAAGAUGGACCGAUCACCGUGCACUGCAGCGCCGGUGUUGGAAGGACGGGUGUCUUCAUAACGCUUAGCAUCGUAUUGGAACGUAUGCAGUAUGAAGGUGUGGUCGAUAUUUUCCAAACUGUGAGAAUAUUACGCACGCAACGUCCGGCUAUGGUUCAAACCGAGGAUCAAUAUCAGUUCUGCUAUCGAGCCAGUUUGGAAUAUUUAGGGUCUUUUGAUCAUUAUGCCAACUGACAAGCCGACUCUCGCGAACAAAGGGAUCCGUCGAGGGACAAACGAGAUCGGCAGAGAGGCGAGAGAGAUGUCGAAAGGGCAAAAGUACGACGUGUCUAGUACAAUAAAAUCGUGUGACAUACUCGUACCUUCCAAGAACAAAUACAAUAGCAACGCGAUUACUAAUGUCGUGGGCAGUUAACAUAGAGAUGAAAUGUUUAGUUAAUGGUGUUACAGUAAAUGCAAAUACGCGCAGGAAAUUUUCAUUCUUGAUGAUAUAACAAAUGCCCAAAUCAUGCUGAAAAGCAUUCAUCAGUUUAGGUUAAUCUGUUUUUUAAAAAUUAGAUUCGAAAGUUCCCUCGCGCGAAUUAAGGUGCGAGUCAAAAAACUGCCGUUUAGAAAUAUAAUACGCAUGAUUGUAUAAAUGAUCGUGUCAUACGUUGUCAUAUAUAUAUAUAUAUACGUUCUUUCCUUUGUGUGAACAGAGCGGACUUUUUAAUUUCCAGAUAUUCUCUCACAUUGAAAGAUUAAUUAAGAUUAAUUACGAUAAUGUAAUCAAAAUUACAAGCCGUCACUACGUAGGACUCACAUUCGUGAAUUAGUAAAUUGGAACAUAUCCCAUUGUCGAAUCGAUCAUUCGCAAAAUCAUUUUUUUAAGUCUAGAUAAUCUAAUUCUAAGAUAGACUGAAAUAUUACGACCAUAUCUCUCUCCCACUCAAAAUAUAGUGCAUUACAUGUAUGGGUAGCUCUUACAAACUGAGACAUCCUUUCUCGUUUAUUGAAGAUAAGAGUGCUUCCUUCAGUAGCGAUUGCAUAGAGGAAUGAAAAGGUGUUGAUGUUAAUGCUAAUGAGAGAAACAGAGUAAUGCACUGCAUAUAUGUGUAAAACGCACACAUAUAUGAAGGAAAAAAUCUACAAUUUACAAUAUAUGACACAUUUCCCAUAUUCAAGUACUUACUGAUGUAGAAAAAAUAACAGUUUGAAAAGUCAACUCUAAAUAACUUUUUCUUUAGCUUUAUAAAAGAGAGAGAAAGAGAGAUGAAAAUUUCCGCUCACAAGAGACAAGAAAAUUGCCAUACUGCCAAAUUGACAAUUAUUAAUGCUAUACUCGUUAUGAACAGUAGAGAUCUCUUCUCAUUUUAUCUAUUAUAAUAAUGUUAGAUAGAUCAUAAGAAAAAAAAAUUGUUUUAAGGCUAGAUUAAGUGAUGCCAUUAGGGAAAUGAUGAUGAAAAAAUGAUUCGAAUGAAAGAAGGAUGAAAGGAAAUGGUGCCUAUAUUAAAUGAAAAGUGCACAAAUAAAAAAAUUUGGGUGCACAUUUCUAUAAAAGAAAAAACUAAUUUACAUAGAAGCACUGUAUGUUGAAAUCGUGUAUUGUUCUUCCGAGCCCUCGACACCUUUAUGUACAAAGUUCCAAUGUAGCUUCUACCUCGAGUAUUUCUAUUCUUUUUUUAAAUAUGUUUAAAUAGACAGUAUAUAUCAUAAAUUUAUUUGUUUUUGUAUAUCAGCUUGUUUUUUUGGUUCAUAGAGUUGUACAGAUAUUUUCAUCACAAUUUAAUUCAUACAUUCACAUUUGUUAACGGUACAUUAAAUUUAUCGAUAUUCGUAAACUAUCUUUUUCUCUUUUCAAUGCCAAGAACAUACAUUGAAUGGAACAUUGCUAUACAAUAUAUCUGUUAUGGUGAAAAUAUUUAAUUGGUAAAUUCAUAAAAUUUUUGAUUUUAUAGGAUCACACUAUGUUAGUGAAUUUGUAAGAAAUUAAAAUAUUUUUUCUUACAAUCACCUAUGAUUUUAUAAAAAAUGCAUUAACUGCCUUGAUUUUAUAAAAUCAUCACAAUAAAUGUACUUAAUUUUACUUUUUAUUGUACUAUUAUAUAGUACAAUAAAAGUAUCGAUACAUUUAUAAUAGUCAAUAGUUGAUUCUAUCAAUAAUGAUUUUAUAAAAGCGCUAAUUAUUCACUUUUAUCAUAACAUUUCCACUUUAUAGCGAUAACUUUAACUACGCAUAUUGCAAUUCAAAAUUGCAAGCUCUUAAAUCUAUGAAGACAAUAAUUGUGCACACGUUUAUGUAUUCUGUACUUCUAAAUUUAUAUGAUAUUAGAUAUAGCGUCUUCUAUCACUUUAGAAAUUACUAAUUAAAAAAAAUGUAUGUACACGCAAUAACAAAUGUGAUGUUAUCUGUAGUGCUCAGAAAUUUUAUUGAGCAUAGACUCUGUUUUUUGAUAUUCUUUUGUAACUAUCUAUGCCUAUGAUACAUACCUGACAUAUUUGAAUCCAAUGUAUCAUAUUUUGAUGGCAGCUUUAUGAUUUCCGUGAUUUCAUACAAGUAUUUUUUUUUCCAUUUUUUCCAUAUUUUCCAUAAUUACUGUGGUUCGAGGGUCAGGAACUGUGACUAUCUGUACAUAAAUGCACCGUCUGUCAUUAGCAACAUUAUAUAAAUAUAUACAAAAUGAUGAUAUAUAUAUAUAUAUAUAAAAUGAUGAAUAAUAUAUAUACAUAGAUAUAUUAUAAAUAUCAUAAAAGAAAUACGAGUGUGCAUAAAAGACAUGGAGAUAUUUAGAAACAUGGGUAUUUUCCAGACUAUACUUUUAAGUUUUAAUUGAAAAAAAAAAAGAAUGUGUAACCUUUACUUAUUGUCAGUAUAUGUUGUACCUACUCAUAAUAUUUAAUUCUUGAUACUUUUUAUUUGCGAUUUAAAAUUUUUUUGAUAUUUUUUUUACUUUACUUUUUAAAAUAUUAUUUUUUAAUGUUUUAUUACAUUUUGCUUCAAUAUAUUUUUUUUUUAUACAAUGCCUUUCGUGUAAAAUGUUGUUUUAUGGAUUGGAGAGAUGCAUAUAUGAUGCUAAAAUGAUAUUGCUUUAUAAUUAGAAUAUUUUUUCCUUUUGUUAACAAACUGAGGGCCAUCUCAUAUUUGCAUUUAAUAUUAUUUAUCUUCGUGCUUGAAAAAGUACUUAAUUUAUUUCAUUACCAUUAAAAUGUACGUAUAUAAUUAUACGUAAUUGUAUCAAACUUUUCACUGCCUGUUGAACCAUUUAUGAACCAUGACAUUUUUCAUUAAAUUAUAGUGUAAUGAUAAUAAUUAUACUACUACUUGUAACAAUAAUAAUAAUAAUGAUAAUACUAGUUAUAAAAGUAAUUCUACAAUUUGCCUUACAUCUCAAGUUCACUGCAUAAUAUUAACACUUUAAAUUUUUAUAUUAACGAUACAUUUUUGAAUUAUCGAGUUAAAUUGACUUUUACAUUGUUGGCAACCUUUAUUACGGCUCGAUAGUAUUUGGCCUUCAGAGUGUAACCAUAACCUAUUUACAUCAAUAUGCAGCUUCGAAUUUUAUUUUUUAUUUUGCUUAAAGAAUAAUGUACAUUUAUAAAGUGUUUUUCAUAUAAUUUGUUUGUUUCUUCCCUUAAAUACAUUUCACAUUUAUAUAUUUAGUAUUUAAGUAAAGUUAAGUUCAAUAUUUAAUGCAUUUACUAAACAUUCUUAUGCAAAUUAUGAAUAUUUUUAAACUGUACAAAAAAAAUUUGCAAUAUCUUUUAUUUUCUCAGAUAUUAUGCAUAAUUUCAAAAACUGCAAUUUGUCAUCAUAUUUAAAGACUCGCCCAAACAGAUUCGCAUUCUUUAUGAUAUACUUCUAACGGAAUGUUAUACAUGGUGUAUGACUGAAUAAUGUUUAUUAGCUCUAACAAUAUAUGACUGAAAACUUAGACGCAAAACUCAAUACAAUAUGUAAAAGACAGUUAAGAUAAGAAUGGAUGACAUUUUAAAAAUUAUAUAUCAGGAGACUCUUUACCUGUAAAAUAAUAUUACCUUAUUUCUAUUGAAACAUUUUUAUCUGAUUCUUUAUAUUAUACAAUUAGUCAAAAAAAAGUUUACAACAUAGAAUUAAAUUACUUUAACUAUUUAUUUUGGUAAAGUAGUAUUUGCUAUGGAAGCAUUUCUUGAUAAAGAAACCAAUAGCUCUUAAACUUUAAAAGUCAAACGCCCUGUACACACUGGUUUUUAUUAUAAAGUCUUAUUAUUCUGACAAAAAAAGAGAAAUUAAAGACUUUCGCUAAAAAUAACUUUCAAAUAUCUCAUUAUUAUAGGUAUUCAUCUGUAAUAAAUCAUUAAAUGUUCAUUCUCGUUAAACAUUUUUCUAAUAAUAAUGUAAAACAUUAAGCUUUAAUUUGACAACACUUUUGUGAAAAACUGAUCAAGAUUUCAAUGUAAUUAUUAUCAACGUAUGUACUUUUGCCAACUUUCUUAAAGGCUUCACAUUUAAAAUUUCAAACUAAGAUAUGUUACAAAAAACAAAAUUAAAUUAUUGUAUAAAUAUAUUACUAGUUAUAAGUUGGCAUCGUUAAUCUAUAAUCGCUAAAAUUUACUGCUACAAAAAAGUACACAAUACUCAUGCAUUUAUAAUAAUUAUAAUACUGCUAAGUUUUUUUAUAUCAUUCCAAAACUUUCGUAUAUAUUGUACUUUUGUAGCAUGAUUAUUGUUAGUCUUUAUAAUUUUUUGUAUGACCUAAAAUGUAUAGCAAUAUGUGGUUUGUUGUAUUCUUCUUGAAAACGUACACAACUCGCGUGUGUCUUCGGAGCACUUUUGAUAAUAUAAUAAAAUAUGAUCGGCUGCUUUACAUAGCUCCGUGCAAUAUAUAGCGAGUUUAUUACUGUGUAUAAGAUCGCCUCAAUUUCAUCUGUAGAUGAAUCAGUAAAGCGACUGUCGCAGAUCCGAAGGAUAUGAAUUUAAAAGCAAAGAAUAAGUCAAAUACUAAAUAUCGUUGAAAGAAUGGGAAAUUAUUUUGUGAUACUUUCUUGCCAGAAAGAAUACAACAGGCUGAGGUAAACUGAUGAUAAAUGCAAUGUUACUAAUUAACAACUAUACAAAAUAAAUAUUGUGUAAUAGGAAGAGAGUCUGUUGACAAGGAAAAAUACCGUGUACAUUAUGUAUUGCCUCACGGCAUUAAUAAACUAGUACUAACGUAAA
Molecule: messenger RNA, 11357 nt
Organism: Cataglyphis hispanica
Lineage: Eukaryota; Metazoa; Arthropoda; Insecta; Hymenoptera; Formicidae
Gene: Lar
Product: tyrosine-protein phosphatase Lar-like
Biological process (GO): protein dephosphorylation
Molecular function (GO): protein tyrosine phosphatase activity; protein binding
Source: RefSeq, a predicted model, not a curated record